AUGAGGGAAGACGACAGGGUAGAUCCUUUAGAAGCUCAAUUCGAAGCUCAACAAGAACUUGCUUCUCUUCAUYGCAAAUAUCGGUGCCUGUCCAAUGAUAAAAGGACUUAUGCGACCGAAACGCAAAACAUCAUCCGACGACAAAAGGCGGCAAUUGAAAAGUUGCUGCGAGAAAAGAAAGAAUUACUGACUUUGRGMAAUGUAGCUGGACGGCUUUGGAAUAAGUGGUGCGACGAAAACAACUUAAAUGAACUGAACAAACUGCUGGAUAAAGAGAAAUUAGUUCAAAGAGACAUUGAUWUGGAGAAGGAAUUUAUUUCAAAGUUGGACGAAGCAGAGAAGAUCCUCGAAGAAAAAAUCAUCGAGCGACGACGAUCCAUGAAAUCGAGUYCCAGCUUAAGUCAGGCGAAGUACAUUGCUACAAAGAAACAGAUUCGAGUGAUGAAGAAUCGUUUGGACAACGUAAAUAAAAAGGUCAAUUUUGCCAUGGCUGGAAAUCAGAUAUUACGAGAAAAGAUUGAUAGCAUAAUAAGACAAAAAGACCGAUUCCAGGAACUCUACCUGCGCUUGGAAAACAAACUGUUUGACGUGAGUUAUGAAAUUGAAACAGUAUCGGAAACWACAACAACUAACUUUCACACAAGGGAUGAGGCUCAGCACCGCAUGUCGAACUUGCGUGAACGAGAAGAAAGGGAACUAGCUAUGUUUAAGAGUGACGUUAAAGACUUUGCGAGAGCCAUCGAACAUGAUCGCAAACUACAAGACUUCAUGACUGCUAAAGAGAAGGACUGCACGGAUAUCCUUAGAGAUGAAAUUAUGACGAGAGAGAUCAAAAAGMUGGGUAUUCACUUGGAUGGUUUGAGCCUGGAARCGAAGAAAUAUGAAAAGGUUUUUGAGAAGAUCAAGGAAGCCACAGGUAUCUAUGAUACCGAUACACUUGUGUCGUCAUUCAUUGARAAAGAGGAUACKAACUUUGCGCURUUUAAUUACGUGAACGUCAWGAGCACUGACAUCGAAAGUUCUCAAGAUGAAAUUCACUUCCUAAAAACCGAAAUGGAAAACAUCGAAAAUGAAGCCAUUGCCCGUGAUUUUCGGCGGAAAGAAAUUUUACGUGAGCUUGAAGUACAACUUAGAAAAUUAAAAUCACAGUUGACASCCUCGCAAAGGAAGGCGAAAGCUGACGAACACGUCUUGGAACUAGCAAAAUCAAAAAUCGARAAGCUCUUUAAGACCAYCAAGUGUGAUCGCACGGCCAUAUCCGAGCUUCUUGGAGGAGGUACAAGUAUCGAUGACUACAAUGCCGUUCAAUAUUUAGGAAUCAUUGAGCAAAAGUGUAAUGAGCUUCUUCAAAUCAARGCGCUACAUCGACUCAAAAWAUACGGGGAAGCUGACCCUAAAGAGGUGCAUGUUUUGGAAGGGCUUCUUCAAGGYGSAGGACCACAACAAGCACACAAAGACUUGUCCAUAGUUCCACCCAACACUGACGAAGAAACCGAUCUAAUGCUGCAAGCCUCCGAUUAUAAACCGCUAUCCAUGGAAGAGGUUCACGUUCUUUGCACUGAAGUUUCGCAGAGGGGAGGACUAAGCAGAGGAGUAGGGACUGGGGUUACAUCAARGCAGRUCAAGAAAAAAGCAACCAUAAAGACUUAUUAAAUUUUGUAGUUAUUGACACAUUUGUGCAUGAUUAAUUCUUUCUCUUGCAUAGUAUUAACUAAAAUAAUUUAUCAAACUAAAUACAAUUUAUCAA
Exaiptasia diaphana is the source of this 1747-nucleotide messenger RNA. RefSeq names its product coiled-coil domain-containing protein 63. The record is from RefSeq and is a predicted model, not a curated record. The transcript has a single exon. The coding region runs from base 1 to 1653 and encodes 550 amino acids. Lineage: Eukaryota; Metazoa; Cnidaria; Anthozoa; Actiniaria; Aiptasiidae.